Nilaparvata lugens (brown planthopper) is the source of this 6557-nucleotide messenger RNA. RefSeq names its product uridine-cytidine kinase (gene Uck). Gene Ontology annotation, cellular component: cytoplasm; cytosol. Bases 196 to 1008 code for a protein of 270 amino acids. The record is from RefSeq and is a predicted model, not a curated record. The transcript is spliced from 7 exons. NCBI's taxonomy places the organism in Eukaryota, Metazoa, Arthropoda, Insecta, Hemiptera, Delphacidae. Gene Ontology annotation, molecular function: kinase activity; ATP binding.
UAUAGCAGACAGCAGUCAGCAGGUUGCAUUUUUUUGUGAACAUGCAAGCCGUUUUUGUAUUGUAUUUCUAGCAGGCUUUUCUGCUAAAAGUAGUAUUAGUUUGAUAAAUUAGUUUACCAAUUCAUUUGAUAAGUAUACCACAUAGCAUUCGUCUACCAAUAUUUAGUUUGGUAAUAUAAUUCUUAAGAAUUGACAAUGGCUGCUGAAAAUUUGUGCAAUGGUACUGUAAACGGUAAGAUGAGGACAAGUGAAGGGAAAACACCGUUCCUCAUUGGUGUUGCUGGAGGAACAGCAAGUGGCAAAUCGACGGUUUGUAAAAGGAUAAUGGAGAAAUUAGGACAGGUGGAUGUUGACCACACAGAGCGACAGGUGGUCUGCAUCAGCCAAGACAGUUUUUAUCGAGAAUUGACGCCAGAAAACAAGCUGAAAGCGGCCAAAGGACAGUAUAACUUUGACCAUCCAGAUGCAUUCAAUGAAGACCUUAUUUUACAAACGUUACAAGACAUUCUUGCUGGGAAGAAAUGUCAAAUACCAGUCUAUGACUAUCGCACAAACUCAAGGACGGAUCAGUAUAUAACAAUCUAUCCUGCCGAUGUAGUAUUAUUCGAAGGAAUACUAGUAUUCUAUUUCCCUGAGGUCAGGGAUCUGUUUCAUAUGAAGCUGUUUGUUGACACGGACUCUGAUACAAGGCUUGCCAGGCGAGUGAUUCGAGACAUAAAUGAGCGUGGAAGAGAUUUGGAACAAGUAUUGAAGCAGUACAUGAACUUUGUCAAACCAAACUUCGAAGAGUUCUGUCUACCUACCAAAAAGUUUGCUGAUGUGAUAAUUCCUCGUGGUGCUGACAAUACCGUUGCUAUAGACUUGAUAGUUCACCACAUCUGGGACAUUUUGCAUGGCACCUCUCCCAGUCUCAGCAAGACGUCUCUCUCACACUCAAAUCAGGGCCUAUCUUCGUCUUCCUCCCACCGGCGGCGCACUAGUUCCGGCUCAGGAACUCACAGCCGAUGACUGCCGAUGAUUACCGAUGAGGGCCGAACGCUGCCGACUAUUUCCAACUGUGUUACUUAUCCCUAACACUAGUAAAAUUGCUAGAUCCUUCGUAACUUUCGUCCUUUCACUUGAGUCUCAAAUUGAAAACUCGAUAAGGAUGGAUGCUUAUUUUAGUUUUAGUCACAGUUUCUUAAAUUUAACUAUUGCUUUUAGAAUCUUCGUCUAGUUUUAUCCUUUGACAUUUUUGUCCUUUAACUUGAGUCUCGAGUUGAAGACUAGAUAAGGAUGUAUAAUGAUUUCCUUAGUAGUAAAAUCAAAUCACUUUAUAGUUUCUUCAAAUCAACUAAUGUUAUUAGCAUCCUUGUCUAGUUAGAUCGAAAUUUUGUCCUUUAACUUGAGUCUUGAAUUGAAGACAAGCUGAGGAUAAAUGAUAUUUUAGUUUUAGUCAUAGUUUCUCAAACCUAGCUAGUGUUAUUAGAGCCCUUUAUCUAUUCCACUCGCCUUCUUACCCAUCUAAACUUUUUCUAUAGAUAAAACUAAUUAUCUAAUACUUCAAAUUAAUCUACGUGCAUUGCAACACAGGUUUAAUCAUUGUGUGAUUAUAGAUUACACACUGUUCAAAUUGCCACACUGUUUUUCACUUAAGCUGCGUUUACACCAAAGUUAAUAACAAAAUGUUAAUAACUUAAUCCUUAUAGAUUCUAUUAGAUUGAACUUAUUACAUUGAAGUUUCGUUCAAUCUAAUAGAAUCUAUAAGGAUUCUACAUAAUUCUAUAAGUUAUUAACAUUUUGUUAAUAACUUUGGUGUAAACACCCAGCUCUAUUGCUUGUAUCUCAGAAAGAAACUUCCAACAUAUUUGGUGGGGUGUAACUCAUAUUAUGUGCAAGUAUUUAAUCUUUUCGUUAUUUGUGUUUAUUUUCGAAAAUUAUUUUAAAUAAUCAAAUAAUAAUAAUAACUUAUUGUAAUUUAAAAGCCAAGACUUAACCUUCCCAAACUUUCCUUCUACCUUUGAAAUCUAAUUAAACAGUACCUUCAGGCUAUGUUCAUCUAAUUUCUCACACUUGCACAUAUGAGAUAUGGCACAUCUGAGGAACUCCACUACGCGUUCUUAGCGUGGCGUACUAUGUAAAAAUGUAUUAGUCUGCUGUGUAUGAAAAUCUUUUACUUAAUUACAGGGCUUUUAAGGUUCAAGAAACAUAAUUUCUAUCUUUUUAUUAUACUAUUGCACAAUAUUCUACAUACUAUUUGGUUAUAUUCACUAUUCAAAAUAAUUAGUUUUAAUAGUAGUUACAUUCACUUCUAUCAUUCACGGCAGAAAGCAAUUUUUCUUUAAAUAAUUAUUGACCUGUUUCUAUUCCAUGUUGUCUAAAUUAUUCAAAUUGUACUUGAACCUAAAAUUUUUAUUUCAUUGAUUAAAAAUUACAACAAUUAUGAGAAUAUUUGAGCUUUAUUUUUUGUUUUUAAUAUUAUUGAUCUUUUAUACUAUUGAAACUGAUGCUUUUUAUGUUUAAUUAAUUUACUAGGCCUACUCUUUUCAUAUUUUUUAAGACUAUUCCCAACUUUAUACAAUGUCUUUUUAUCUUGAACUUUUUGAAAUAGCUUUGAUAUUAAUAGUAAGAUUAGUUUUAAAUCGAUUGGGUUUUCCGGUGUAAGUUAAUUUUUAGAAUGCUUUUGCACAAAUAUUUUAACCAGUUAAAUUGUUCUUACUUUUAUUGAAUGACUAGUUCGCUUAGUUUUUGUUAUGAAUUUAGGUUUCACUAUUUAUUUUGAUUGUAGAUGAAAGGACAAUUUCAAAUGGAGAAAAUUCCAAGUUUCAACAGUGAAUUUAUUCAUGUAAAAUGCUUUCAGUUUUUCAAUUUUGUUUUUUAAUGAAUGUUAUAUUUGUGCUGAAGCGUAGAGCUCUUCUAAUCGUAUUCCCGUACUGUUAAUUAAGAAAUGAACAACUAUCCACAUACUAACGUAAAAUAAAAUAGCCGUUAUUGCUUCAAAUAUUGCCUGUUUCAAGGUUUUUAUGGGGAAAAUAGAAUGUAUUUCAUCAUUUUUGAGAUACUUUUAUCAUGCACAUUUUGGAAGUACAAACACUGCAAAGAUCUGAAUGUUGAGCACAAAUUAAUGCAACCAUAUCGACUUGGCUAUCAUUUUUUCAUUCAUUCUUCAUCACAAUUAAGAUUGAUUGUUAGCUAAGAGGGAACAAAUAGUUUUCAUGUAUGUAACUGUGUCAAAUUGUUGAUUGUAACACACAUGUUACAAAUUGAACAUACAUGUCAUGCUCAGUAUUUGCUCAGGUUCAUUAUGAUUGUAUUUUUAUGAAGCACUAAAGUGACAAAUGAACACAUUGUCAAUAAUAUUAAAUGGAGAUCUGAGAGCUAAAUUAAUACUUCCUGCGGUAAAUUCAAGGCCGCAAACUGAACUAAAACAUUUUUAGUUACUAACCUUUAUGCUUAAUACUGAUCAAGAUUUGUUUGAAAAGAAAAACAAAUAACAAUUUAUCCCUUUUAUGGAAAUUGUUUCAAUUGUCUGUUUAUGGAGAAACACAAAGCUUCAACAUUUGAUGAUCCAUGCAACAAUGAUUAUUUAUAUUUAGCCUACUCCCAAGUCUAUUAGAAUUAGAAUAUUUGGUGAUUGAGAAUAUCACAUUGUAAGGGUUCACACCAAUAUUUUUAUAUAUAUCAUCUUAUUAUCGGUACUUAGAUAUUAAUUUUACUAAAAUAUGCAAAAAUGUAUUAAAUAUUGCUUUAAAUAAGAAAUGAAGUACCCAUAUUAAUACUAUUGAAAGUUCUCUAUAGGAGACUUUAUUUAGAUUAUAUCCAAGUAGUUGAGUGUCUUAGAAGUUGAAUUUUAUCUAAAAUUGAAAAUCGUAGCCUAUAGAUAUUUGGUAGGUUUACUUCGAGUAGUAUGUGGUUAGGUAAGUUAAAUGAGUAGGUACUUGGUACUAGAAGGUAUGUAAAAUAUGAAUAAAUGAGCAAUAACUUGAUGUUUUUGAGAACCUUGCAAAAAAAUUAAUGUCUGAAUAUUAUGGAAGUGUAGUUGAAAUUUGGAAAUGAGAAAGGCUUUAAAACCUCCUAUAAUUAAUCUUAUAGAAGAUAGAAUAACAUCACAAUUCCCAUCUUUUACACUUUUUUAGUGCGUUCUACUUCUAUUAUUUAUGAGUGUUCGUACACCUUACAUUUUUAAAUCACUACAUUUGUUAUCUUCAAAAUCAAUUUAAUUUUAUAUUUUCCUUUAUUAAGAGCGGAGUUAAAACUAGGUCCUAUCUUCAAAUGAGUUGAGAAGUUGAACAAUUGAAUACGGAUUCUAUUUAAUCAAGAUGUAAACUGUACAUUCUCAUGAGGCGGAUUUUUUGUAAAAAUAUUAUCUGACUGCACCUUGAAGACUGCGUUAUUUUUCGUCUUUUCUAAGAUCAAAUGGUAUUUUUAUAAAACCGUUCUCCACAAAUCCUUUGAUAUUAUAUUCUUUAAAAUCUGAUUUCUUCACUUGACUUCAAUACAAUAUGGCUAAUUUCCAGUGUGCUCAUUAUUGUUUAAUUAAGUGUCAAUUAAAUGUACGAUUCACUUAGUCUUAAGCGAAUCUUGUUUUCGAUUUAAAGGUAGCUUUCCUAUAAUGAGAUUUCAUUUAGAGUUUAUAUAACAUUCUCACUACCUACUAUUAGUAAUGAGAAUUGCAAUUUUUGUGUCUUCACUUUUCAAAAAAAUUAUCUAUUUCACAGUCAUGAGAAAUGUUAACAAAUUAUUGGAUCAGCCAAUUUAGAUUAGUGGUCUAAUAUUUUGCAAUUUAAAACUCUGUGGCUUGUCAAAGACUAUUCAAUUAUCAAUUACCAUUGUAAACAGGAUUAAGAGUCAAAAUAAAAUAAAUAGAGUGAAAAUACUUUACACCAGUUCUGUAAAAAAUCAACUAUUUAAAGUUAAUUAUUUAAAACCCCAAUUCAUUCUCUUCAAAUCAUGAUACAAAAAUGAUAACCGAUACAGAAAUAAAAUAUUUAUACCAUUAGUAGUUAUUGUUAAAUAGUAGCCUGUACAAUUACUCAAACAUUCAUAAAGUCCUUGUUUUUUACCAUGAAAUCAUCAAGUUCCUUAGACAAGUAAACUAAAAUUGAGUUUUUCUACAUUACUAGAAAUACAAAUUCUGUGAGUUAUAAAAAAGUAGGAGAUAAAUUUAACGUAGCAUAUCAUUAUUAUUGACAAUAAUAAGAAAACAGAGUGAAAUUUUACUUGUAUUUCCUUAAUGAUACAUUUUGUCAUAGGGUAGGCCUACAUUUUUUACUAAUCAAAAUGUUUGAGCUUUCAAGAACUCAGCAGCUUUUAAAUUGAUAAAUGUAAACUUUUCAUAAUUUUGGUACAAAACGUUAGCUUAUUUUUGUGAUUUAUGGAUGAUUAUGUUCUUUUUUCACUAAGAAUUCGUCAAUUACAUCUCCCAUGAAAUUGUUGUAAAUGAAUUCCUGUCAAUUAAUUAAUUUUAGUAAAUUAGAUUGAAAAGUAAACCUACAUUUUUACAUUCACACCGCUCUGGGAAUAAUUCAUUAAUAUCAUACUUAAUGUAAACCGUUUAUUUGAUAUUUAAUAUUCUUACCUACCUCUCUACUAUUUGAAAAACACUCAUAAUUUCCAACUGGUAUCAAAACUUCAUUCCUUCCCAUCAUUUCUUGUAGGGUAGGUUGUACCAUAAAUUCAAGCCUAAUUUUACUGGUCCAUCUCUUAUAAUUAUUAGACUGUUCUAACAUAAUAAUCAAAUAAAGAAGUCAUUCUAUAAUUAUUUCAUCUCUGUCGAUCACUCAGAUUGAAAACAUUCUUAUAAUCGAAAUACUUCAGAUUCAUCUCAAUUCACAUUUUACACUGCAUUUAAUACCGCCAUUGGAUCCACUAUUCUAUGUCUGUGAUAAGAAUUUUAUUUUUAUUUUUUGUAAACAAAUUUAUUGAUACUAUAAUUAUGAAUUGCUCUUAUAUCGUUCCAAAGAUAUGAAUAAUUUUAAUUUGAUUUUUCUGAGUGUGAAUCUUUGAUAACAUUUUUAUUGUUGAUAAUUAUAAUAAUCAAUUUAUGAUGCUUUGAAAAAAAUCAUCAUUCCAAUUGCAUUAAAAGUUUCUAAUAGAAAUCAAUAUCUGUUGUUUGAAUAGCUUGUGUAAUUAAAUCAAUAAUAUUGUGGAAUGUUGCACUUAUUAAUAAUGAAUUUGUAUAGAUUUCCUUCUAGCGUACAGCUAGCUUAGAUUGUUGUGCUUUAUAUAAUGGAUUUGAAGCGAAUUUUUUGCCAGUCCAAAGAUUAUUUUUCCAAAGAAAUAUUUUUGUAUUUACAAAACCAAACAUUCAUAUCCAAUAGCGUGUCCACUGCCGUAAAUGCUGUUUUGUUGGAAAUUUUUAUAAUCCGAUAAAAUUCUGUAACAUGGACGUUGUUUUCUAUGUAAAGGUGCACCACAUAAAAUCAUACAGCUUUGAAUAAAUAAUAACCUGUCUGUACGAUGAAUAUAAUAUUAAGCUGAUAGUGUUUGAUGAGAAUAUUAGAUUUUAUACUUUUAUGUCAAUUUUCCAAGAUUUGAACAUUUUCUUUCUGCAAUAAAACAAAAUGAUGAAAUAUGAA